AAAAAACAUUGGUAUUAUUUUAUUGUAAUGUCUUCCCCUAAAAGCUAUCAAAUACAAAAAUGGAAUUGGCGCGGUCGCGGUAGAGGUACCAGAGGUCGAGGAUUUCAUCAGAGGCCUGGCGGCCCUGGCCCUGGGAAAAGAAGCAACAAGAAUAACCCUAAUAACACAAAUCCAUCCCCUUCUAAUGAAUCAUCUGCUUCAAACUAUGGAUUUGCUGGUAGUCUGGAGCAGAGUAAUGAACCAUAUAACUCAGCUGCUUUGAUCAAAGCAUCUGGACCCAUACCUGUUAGUUGCAGACAACCUCUCAUCACCACCCUACUGCCUCCAGCCAAAUGUCCUUUCAAAGGAUGGCAUAUUUACAUGACCCAAGCAUACAGUGAGACAAAUGAAAAUGUGCAAAAAAUUCAGAAUCUGCAGAAAUUCCUCCUACACAGCACUACUGACAAGGAAAGAGAUGCUGUGUGGAACACUUGUAGUUUCAAGGUCUCCCUCAAAGAGCUGGUGGCUGAUCCUGAACUGCAAGUCUCUGAGCCAUCUCUGCUUUCUGAAAUCAUCAAUACUCCACAGACUGUGCUUAAUGCUCUGGGUCUGGCCAUGCACCAGAUACUAUACAAUACAGCCGAAGCUCUUGUGCGGAAGCACACAACAGAACAGCUGAACCUCACACUGGCCCAACAACAAUCGUCCCUGAGUAACCAUUCUCUGGAUGCUAGCAACUCAAUGAUGUCAACACCGGGCAUGACGAGCCAGAACCCAGCCAGCGGGUCGUCUUUCCUGAACAUGAGUGUGAGUGAGGAGAGCGUGCAGGCUGCUAUGCCUGACAUCAAGGUGCCUCUAGUGUGCGCCAGACUGCACGAUGAUCGAGAAGGACACAUUACGCCACUCAAGGAGCUCAAAGCUAAUUUGUAUGGUAAGCUGGUGAGCAUCACAGGAACUGUUGUACGUGUGUCUGGCGUCAGCCAGCGCUGUGUUACGCUAGCCUUCAGCUGCCAGACGUGCCUUGCUGUCUUUGGACUUUCACAACCCGAUGCCAGGUACACGGUGCCCAAUCAGUGCGCCAGCGAAGGCUGCAGGUCCAGGCAGUUCACGCCUCUGCGCUCACACGCCCUCACACACACCAUCGACCACCAGACCAUACGCGUUCAGGAGAACAACUCCGACACGGGAGACGAAGCGCUGUCACCGGAGCACGGCCGCGUGCCGCGCUGCGUAGAGUGCCACCUGAGCCGCGACCUGGUGGACGCCUGCAUACCUGGGGACCUUGUCACCAUCACCGGCACUGUCACCGUGGAGCAGAGCGGCGAGUCCUCGGGUCGUCAUGGCGACGCGUGUCUGUUCCUGGUCUGCGUGGAGGUCUGCAGCAUCGACACCUGCAAGACAGACCCCUCGUCUGCUGCUGCCGGCAACUUCACCAUCACCGACUACUACAACAUCAGGGCUGUGCACGCUCGUCCAUCUCUGUUCCGUCUGCUGGUGCAGUCUCUGUGUCCCACGAUCUACGGCCAGGAGCUCGUGAAGGCUGGCCUCACGCUGUGCCUCUUCGGCGGCUGCAGCGGCUCUGACGACGCGGUUGGCAUUCGCGGCGAAGCUCACAUCCUCGUGGUGGGGGACCCUGGCCUGGGCAAAAGUCAGAUGCUGCAAGCCUGUGCUAAUAUCGCUCCGCGGGGAGUGUUUGUGUGCGGCAACACGGCCACAAGCGCCGGGCUCACCGUGUCCCUGACGCGCGAGUCAGGGUCUGGUGACUAUAGUUUAGAAGGCGGCGCACUGGUGCUGGCAGACCGGGGAGUUUGCUGCAUUGAUGAACUUGAUAAAAUGCAGCACGCGCAACAUCAGGCGCUGCUGGAGGGCAUGGAGCAGCAGCGUAUCAGCGUCGCUAAGGGCGGCCUGGUGUGCACGCUGCCCGCCAGAGCCGCCGUCCUGGCCGCUGCUAACCCCGUCCACGGCCACUACAACAAAGCCAAGACCGUCGCUGAGAACCUCAAGAUCAGCGCCCCUCUCCUCUCCAGGUUCGAUCUGCUCUUCAUCCUCGUGGAUCGUCCUGAUGAGGAAUUGGACUCGCUGCUCUCCCGUCACGUGAUGGCGCUGCACAGCGAGAGCAAGAAGAAGCCAAGCCUCAACUGCAGCGUCAGCAGUGCAGGACUGGACAGCGUGAGCGGCCUGAACUCGAGCGUCCUGGAAGGCCGGGAACACGCGUCCCUCAGUGAGCGCCUCAAGUACGCGCCUGGUGAGUUCGAGGAGCCGCUGCCUGCUUCCACCUUCAGGAAAUUUAUUUGUUACGCCAGGAGGUACGUGCAGCCACGGCUGUCUACAACUGCUGCAGCGAUACUGCAAACUUUUUACUUGGAGCUUCGGUCGCAGCAUCACAGCAGCGCGGCGUCCGCUCCCCCGAUCACCACACGACACCUGGAGGCCCUCGUGCGCUUAACGCAGGCGAGGGCGAAGUGUGAGCUGCGAGAGGAAGCAACAGAAGACGACGCUAGGGACGUGGUAGCGCUGAUGCGGUACAGCAUGAUCGACACGCUCGCCGACGACCUCGGAAACCUGCACUUCGAGCGAUCCUCACACGGCUCAGGCUCCUCCAACCGAUCACAGGCGCGGCGGCUGUUGACGUGCCUGCAGCGACACUCGGACAUGACGGGCACGAGUCUGUACUCUGUCCAGGACCUACGUGCCGUCGCCGCGCAGGCGCAGAUCGACGCCAGCGCAGUUGCAGGACUCAUCGAAGGACUCAACCAGCAGGGCUUCCUUAUUAACAAGGGCAACAGAAUGUACCAGCUGGUGACUUCCAAAUAAAUUCAUAGUGGAUUUCCCUAUGAUAUUCGUGAUGAAUAUUGUGAUGCUAUAGUGUAUAGCGUCGACGUAGGAAUAUUUUAUGCUUAGAGUUAAAAUGAUUCAUCAUUCACGCUUACGUCCAAUUUGUGUUCUUAUGAAUGUGAGUGGAUAUGUUUUCCUACAUUACGGAUUUUGCUUCCCUUUUUUUGUUGGAAACUUUGUUAUUUGGUAGCGCGAUUUUAUUGAAGGAGUUUCACUACUAAUAAGCCUUUUGAAGCGAUCACGUCAGACGACUGUAUAUUUGGCUUAAGUUAGUUUGACUUCGUCACGAUGAAUAUUUUGGUUCAAAUUCCACACUUAUUUUGGCUACAAAAGGAAUUUUGAUUGUGAUAUUGUGACGACAUCUUCGAGUCUCGUCAAGUGCACUCACGGCACAGUGAUGUUGCUUCGUUUACUUUCUUGUAGCUGUUGUUUAUUUGGAUGUUUUUGUUGUGAGAAGACCAGGCAAGGUUCUCUUCUUGCUUUCAUUUAAUAUCACGUUUAAGUUUGAUGUUACAAAAUAUAUUCUAGUAGUUUUCUACAUACAAGAUGUAUAUAUUUUUAUAAAGUAAUGAU
Messenger RNA from Hyalella azteca, 3387 nucleotides. Its product is annotated as DNA helicase MCM8. The record is from RefSeq and is a predicted model, not a curated record. Bases 28 to 2793 code for a protein of 921 amino acids. The transcript is spliced from 17 exons. Gene Ontology annotation, cellular component: nucleus; MCM complex. Lineage: Eukaryota; Metazoa; Arthropoda; Malacostraca; Amphipoda; Hyalellidae. Gene Ontology annotation, molecular function: single-stranded DNA binding; ATP binding; ATP hydrolysis activity. Gene Ontology annotation, biological process: DNA replication.